Messenger RNA from Manduca sexta (tobacco hornworm), 1378 nucleotides. Its product is annotated as IQ domain-containing protein K. The record is from RefSeq and is a predicted model, not a curated record. The transcript has 6 exons. NCBI's taxonomy places the organism in Eukaryota, Metazoa, Arthropoda, Insecta, Lepidoptera, Sphingidae. The coding region runs from base 646 to 1359 and encodes 237 amino acids.
UGCAAAGUCUUCGAAACGUCGGGAGAAAAUAAUAAUAUAAAAAACCGCGAUAAAAUCCGUUAAAUAGUUUUUAAUCACAAGGAUUAUUCAGUUAUAAUCACAAUAUUUUCUCUUAUUUUCUGAUAGUUUAAGACUCCAACAUCACAUCGUGUGACUGAUAUUGGUUAAUUAAUUAAUAUUGAAUCAAUUAUUAAGCAUUAUUAAAAAAUAAUUUCAGUGUACAAUAACUAAGUAUUCGAAUUAUUUAAUACUUACCUGCUCUAAGAGAAUUUUAAGUAGUUAUGGAAAACGUAGGCUUUUUCCAUAAUAUUCAUUAUCCUCCUCCUCCUUGCGUCGAUUAACCUCAAAGCUGAGGGUCGUGACCUUGCUGAAGAACUUUUGUUCGGACUAUGUUUCGCCACCUUGUCCUAUCUUCGGUGGCGCGAAAGGCUUCGCAAACUGUGGUGUCUAACGUGGACCGGAACUGGUCAGACCAACGCAUUAUUCAUUAUAAUACUGUAUGAAUAAAACUUUUUACAACACACGCUGUCAUUAUUGUCUUAAAGCGAAGAGAAUUAUAAUAUAUAUGGAAAGAGUUUUGAUCACAUACAUUAAAUUGAAUUGGAUCACAUAAAUAACGAAUGCUCUAUAUCUUAUAAGUAAACAAUGGCAGGGAAGACCACAGAUCGUAAAGGGAAAAGUAAAGAAGUGAAAUCGGCAACGAACGAGCUAGCAGACAAUUUGGCUACAUUUACACUGCCUGAUAGCCUUCCAUGUUCUGAAGUAGAGUUCCCGGUGCUAAUAAAGAAAACGACCAAAGCGAACUGGCAACAAAUUCUUGAAGAAAGCAACCAAAAGUUGCUAGAUAUAGAAAAAUACAAGGAAAGCAAGAAAGAAUGUGUUCCAAGAGCGCCUUUUCUUAGGACUGAAAACGAUUACAUAAAGAAUGAAGUGUUUGUACAUUUGAUACCAGCUUUAGAAGAAACGCUGAAUAAAGCCAAAAUGUGGGAGGCUCUUGUGCUCCAGAAAUGUUUCUUUAAUGGUAUAGACCAUAUCGCUCAGUUGUUAUGGAAUAAUAACCCACGCUACCCGGAGCGCAAAAUAAAAGACUUGCACAUUUUCAACAUGCCGUGGGUUCGCCGCUAUCUAAAAGAAAAACCAAGACCUUUUUAUCCAAAAUCGUGGUUGUGGCCUGAAAACUAUGCUGCUACUUUGAUACAAAAGACUGUUCGUCAAUACUUCGUGCAAAGAGAGGAUGAAGUUCAAGAAAUGCGUGAAUUUUGGAGGAAAUUGGAAAUGGAACGAAGCAUGCCAGAUAUGGACACUAAUCCAUUUUUGGCCAAAAAAUUUGCAUCAGAACCAAACUUCCGAAAGAAUUAAUAAAUAAAAUACGUUUUCA